AUGUUUUUGAAUUUACAAAAGAAUUUGUUGUCGACAGGCAGAAGGGCCUUCUCGACCACGGCCAAAAUGGCGACGAAACAGCAUGAGCCAAGGUUCAAGACUUUCAAGAUUUAUAGAUGGAAUCCAGACAAACCAACCGAAAAACCCCGUUUGCAAUCUUACAAAGUUGAUCUGGAUGACUGUGGUCCCAUGGUUCUAGACGCACUAUUGAAGAUCAAGAACGAGCAAGACAGUACGUUGACUUUGAGAAGAUCGUGCAGAGAAGGUAUCUGUGGUUCAUGUGCAAUGAACAUUGGAGGUAGAAACACUUUGGCAUGUAUCUGCAAAAUCGAUCAGGAUAACUCAAAAGAGUUGAAAGUGUAUCCCUUGCCACACAUGUACGUGGUCAAGGACUUGGUACCAGAUUUAACUCAUUUUUACAAACAGUACAAGUCGAUCCAGCCUUUCUUACAGAGAAAAACGUUCCCUGCUGAUGGGAAGGAGAAUCUGCAGUCUAUAGCGGACCGUAAGAAACUGGAUGGACUAUACGAGUGUAUCCUUUGUGCCUGUUGUUCAACCUCUUGUCCAUCGUACUGGUGGAACCAGGAAGAGUACCUAGGUCCUGCUGUCUUGAUGCAAGCAUACCGUUGGUUAAUCGACUCGAGAGAUCAAGCCUCGCACAAGAGAAAAGAGAUGCUACAAAACUCAAUGUCCCUGUACAGAUGCCACACUAUCAUGAACUGUACAAAGACAUGUCCAAAGGGCCUGAACCCUGGUAAAGCCAUCGCCGAGAUUAAAAAAUCUUUGGCAUUCGACUAA
This is a messenger RNA of Tetrapisispora phaffii CBS 4417, 798 nucleotides long. RefSeq names its product succinate dehydrogenase iron-sulfur protein subunit SDH2 (gene SDH2). The coding region runs from base 1 to 798 and encodes 265 amino acids. Gene Ontology annotation, biological process: tricarboxylic acid cycle; aerobic respiration; respiratory electron transport chain. Lineage: Eukaryota; Fungi; Ascomycota; Saccharomycetes; Saccharomycetales; Saccharomycetaceae. The transcript has a single exon. The record is from RefSeq and is a predicted model, not a curated record. Gene Ontology annotation, cellular component: mitochondrial membrane. Gene Ontology annotation, molecular function: 2 iron, 2 sulfur cluster binding; electron transfer activity.